UACUGUCAGUCUGUCACUCUUUUGCAUCUUUUGGUGGUCUUUUCUCGUCAAUAAUUUCAAUAACAAUAACAAUAAAAAUUAUUAAAAACACACCUUUUGAAUAUUCAGUUCCGUAGAAUAUUGUUCUUCUAAAUGGAAAAAGUUGAAGAUAUGACUCAUUCCUAUGCUUUGGCACCUUUGACCGAUCAGUACAUGGUCCAUGUUGAAGAAAUUGAAGAUGAUCACGACCAGCUCACAGCGGAAAAUACAGAUGACUCUAAUCAUGAUGGAGAAAAAUCAGGUGUACCUCUGCGAGAACAGGACCGUUUCCUGCCGAUUGCCAAUGUAGCCAAAAUCAUGAAAAAAGCCAUUCCAGACACUGGGAAGGUAACAAAUAAAAUUGCUAAAGAUGCCAGGGAAUGUGUACAGGAAUGUGUGUCUGAAUUUAUUAGUUUUAUAACUAGUGAGGCUAGUGAUCGUUGUCACAUGGAAAAGAGAAAAACCAUUAAUGGAGAAGAUAUCUUAGUUGCAAUGAGUACUUUGGGUUUUGACAACUAUGUGGAACCUUUGAAGUUAUAUCUACAAAAGUACAGAGAGGCAGCCAAAAGCGAUAAAAAUCUCAAUGGCGAUAUCAUGUUUGAUGAAAUGCCCGAAGAGUCCACAUUCAACACGUCAGCUAAUAAUUUGUUAACAACUGAAAACGGGGCUACAGAAACGGUGAUUUAUACGUAUCAGGACAAUAAUGCCAUCCAUCAAUUUCAGUUGGGUUGAAAUUGUAUUUUUAUUUUUUUAUUUUAUCCAUAGGACUAUUAUUGUACUGAUAGGUUAGGUUAUAGUUUGAAGUUUUUACUAAUAAAACGAACGAUUCGACUAUACAUCAACACUUUACUUGCUGCAUAUUCCUCAACAAUAAUCAACUGAAAAUGAAAUAUUACAAUUGCAAUAUUUGUAUAAAAACCAAAAAUUAAAAGUAUGCUUAUAUGAUAAGACAGUUCCAAAAUCACUCUCGGGAAAUAUUCUAAUGAUCAAGUUAGUAGAGUAUCAUCCAAUUCUUCUUCUUUUCCCUCUGGCUGGGACAGUAUUUUCUUCAGGACCUUACUCACAACAUCUGAUAAGGACUCUCUAGGUCCAACAUCCAGUACAUUCAGACAUUUCU
Messenger RNA from Phaedon cochleariae (mustard beetle), 1135 nucleotides. The record is from the annotation of a GenBank genome assembly. Lineage: Eukaryota; Metazoa; Arthropoda; Insecta; Coleoptera; Chrysomelidae.